Ostreobium quekettii is the source of this 1353-nucleotide messenger RNA. The record is from the annotation of a GenBank genome assembly. NCBI's taxonomy places the organism in Eukaryota, Viridiplantae, Chlorophyta, Ulvophyceae, Bryopsidales, Ostreobiaceae.
AUGAAGAGGUCCCGCGAGGCCGGCGGCGCCGCCACCGACGCCUCCGACCGGGCGGAGAAGCGGCGCCAGUUGGACGGCCUGCUGGCCCAGAUUCGCGAGCAGGACGCCCUCAUUACCCGUCUCAAGGCCGACCGCGGCUGGCUCACCGGCACUGAAGCCCCCGACGCUAGGCCCGACGCCGUGGCCAAGACCUGGCAGAGGAUCCAUUCCCAGCUGACCUCGGGAUGCCUCAAGCCGGCCCAGGCGACCGCACAGCGCCCGGCGCAGGCGCGUGGCGACCAGCAGGAGAUGCGCCCGCUGUGGAAGAAGUGCGAGACCAUCCUGAACAACAUCAGGCGGCACAGGCUGGCGGGGCCGUUCCUGCACCCCGUGGACCCCGUGCGGGCCCAGGUGCCAGACUACUACAACGUGAUCAAGCACCCCAUGGACCUGGGGACCGUGGGCGAGCGCCUGGAGCUGCGUGGGCGCGGCGGGCAGCGGGGGUACGCCUCGCCGCUGGAGUUCAGGGACGACAUGCGCCUUGUGUGGGCCAACUGCCGCGAGUACAACCCACCGGGGCACGUCUGCCGCAAAAUGGGCGACCAGAUGUCAGUGCUGUGGGAGAGCCGGUGGCUGGCCUCAGGGGUCGAGGCACGUCUGAGGGAGGCCGCUGGACAGUGCCAACACACAAGCGAACCUCGCCAGGCGCCUCCACAGGGGCCUGGUUCAGGUCCAGACUCAUCUGCAGAGAACCACAUUCCCCCCAAGAAGAGGUCGAAGGCCGCCAUGGCUUCCCUGCUGCAGAAGGUCCCAGCCUCGGCGGCUUCCACCCCACAACCAAGACCGAAAUCUGCUGUCAAGAAAGACAAUGUCCAGGCCAAACCCAAAGCCGCCAGUAGGCAAAGGAAGCUGCAAGAGGCAUCGCGGCCAGCUAUGAAGCCCAGACAGCAUCCUGCAGUGCCAACAGCAAGAGGAACAACCGGUUGCGCUCUGGAAGCUGGAUCUGGCGCUGCCGAUCGCCCUUUGUCCCUGCAGGAGUUUGUGUCGCUUGACAAAGAGCUGCAGAAGCUGAGGGCUGUCCUGCUGAAGGGGAAUGCAGAGGACAAGGGCGGUUUUGGCCAGCUCAGGAGGCUGUCUGCUGAGAUUGGCUGCUCCAGUGAAGCCGCCCUGUGCCAAAUAUGGGAUGCCAUAUCUAGGGACCCUGCUGCCACUUCAAGCCCAGAAGGCGACCUCACCCUCGAUGUGCUAGCUCCCAAGACUGUGGAGAAACUCGCUGGUGUUCUGCGCAAAAACUCAGGACAUGCAAGAUCGGGACCGGGGACUGGGACAGGCACAGCAUCAAGACUGCAGAGGUGCAGCAACGAGAACCAGUGA